Molecule: messenger RNA, 7953 nt
Organism: Seriola aureovittata
Lineage: Eukaryota; Metazoa; Chordata; Actinopteri; Carangiformes; Carangidae
Product: leucine-rich repeat and fibronectin type-III domain-containing protein 2
Exons: 6
Coding region: 2579-4945 (788 amino acids)
Cellular component (GO): postsynaptic density membrane; cell surface
Molecular function (GO): protein binding
Source: RefSeq, a predicted model, not a curated record
GUUAAUCUACAACUGUGUGUCGCUUUAAACAAGGAAUUGUGACAUUAUCGCCUUUCCUUUAUCAAAGGACGGUCCAGUGUAUCCUAUGCUAAAGGAGAUAAAAUAGGAAGGAAUCAAAGCUCUUUUCCUCAGCUCUUAUCAUGGCUGCCACAGAUACUUCUGGGUCAUUUCACUCGAUUAGGAACCUUUCUAAGCAAAAAAAAGACUUUUUAACCACAGCCCAGGUGAACCUCAUGGAGAAGCACCUGGGCGAAGCUGCAGGGAAGACAGGAGAGGAAAAGGGACUAACAAAACACCAGGAACACAAAUAGCCACAGCAAGAGCUUGACUGAGGCAUGUGUAGAAGGAACCACAAUAAUCUAGAGGGGAGAAAUUGUAAAUUAAGAGUUAGAGAUCCGCUGAAAACAGUACUGAAUGACCUUAGUUACAUGAUGGUCGAAAGUCAUAUAGUGAUCAAAGGUAAUGCUGAGAUUCCUAGCGGUAGAUUUGAUAUUUCAGUGUAAUGGUCCAAUAAACGAAUCAACUGCAGCGGCAAAGUUAUCAGGUCCAAUUAAAAGGAUAUCUGUUUAGUCAAGGUUUAAAUGAAGGAAAUGAAGAGACAUCUAAUCUGCGCUAAGCAAUCAUGGAGGUGUAUCAUCUGUGUAUCAUUGGUAUAACAGUGAAGUGUCUUAAAGGCGGUUCAGCAAAUGACACAUAUCAUGAGAAGUGGACCGGUUCAAGGACCGAUCCCUGAGGGACUCCACACAGCAGGGGGACACAUGAUUGUUGAUACAAAUAUUAAAAUAUCCAUAAGUCAAAUAAAAAUGAAACCAGCUUAAAGCUAGAGAUGCAUCAAUCACUGACAGUCGAUUGGAAAAGGCCGGUUUUCAGCGUGAUCAGCCAUGAGAUAGCAGUUUAUAAUAGAGGGCUGGGAACUAAGAUAGGAACGAGGAAUUUUCAGAAUUUUGGGGGAACUGUAUCACAGGGACUGGAGGAGGGACACAUGUGCUUCUGUGCUUAAAUGGAUCCAGAGCAAGAGAGGAGCAAAUUCAGACAGUAAAAUAGGACAGCUGAGUGGGGCGGACAGUAAAACAGUCAGGGGAAAAUUGGAUCUCAGACCAUCAAUCAUGCCAAAAAAAAAAAAAAAAGUUUUCACAGUCAUUAGAAGAUGAGACAGUAACAGCAGGAAGACAGCUCUCGCAUAGUUGGUUUGAUAGUCUGGUUCAGUUUAAACAACAGCUCCUUCAUAUCGAGGUGGUGAACUUCAAGUUUACAUUUCUUUUUUCCAUCUAUGUUCGGCCUUCACAUACACCCUUUCUUUAUUGUCUGAUGUUGCUAUUGAUCCAAGGGGUUGCAUUGAUAUCUGACGCAAUCCUAGAAGUGUAUAGAGCGGGGGAUGAUAUUUGAUGAUGAUAUUUCUGUGUUAUUCUAGUAGGUUGUAAGGGUGCAUUAAAGGUUUAUCAUCUUUGUUGCACCCUUACAACCUACUAAUAUUUAGUAGUAGUAGUAUAUAGUAGCAGUAGUAGUACUUUAGCAUUUGGCACUUAGCAUCUCUCUCCUAUGACAUUGUCAAUUGAACCAAAACCAGAGAUAUCAUCUUUUUUAUACCACAUGUUUUUCUUCCUGUCUAAACAUGGCACUUACAUUAUACACACAAUGCAACUUCACUGCCAACAGUUGAGCUGGAGAUUUUGGGGGUAGAAUGCUAUUAGUGGUUAAUGUAGCUUUGUAGCUAUGUAGCCUUAACCAGAGAUUAGGAGCGGGCUGCAGAACUCUGGUAAACUUACUUCUUUCUAGCACAACAUCCAUAGAUUCUUUUACUUUUCAGACUUGCAAUCUUCAGCCCCAACCCACGCUGACUCAAGUGACAUCUCUUGAGCACAUUUUUUCAAACUUCACACAGAUCUAUCUGGAGACACUAAAGGUUUCAUACAACUUUUUUCACAUAUGCAAUAACACUCCCCAACGCCUGGUAACAGGCUUUGAUGUGUAAGAUUUACAUACUUUUCCCAGAACACCAGAAAACGUACAAUGAUCUGUAUCUAUGUAUGUUCUCACUGUGGCUCCUGUUUGCAUGGUGGAGAUUAGCAGAGAACUGUAAACCACAUAUUUAUUUAUAGGAUUAUGUUUUUCAGAUUUGCCUUCACCUCCCUGGUUCACACACCCAGGAAAGAUUAUAUCAGCUCACAGCAGCAGUGGGACGCUCUUACCAAACGUGCAGAGAAAGAUCUCUCGUGAAAGAGUGAACGGAUGAGGUGGAGGACUUCUUCCUCUCUGCACACAUAGACGUCACCUUGCAACGCUCAGCCGUGGGAGGAGGAGAAAGGAUUGUUUGUUGCCCGCAGGAGGAAUUCAAGGUGACCUGAGAGACCCAACAGAGACAAAUGUGACUAUACUACCAAGAGCAGGUGUCGUACGAAUCAGACCUUCUUGCCAUGAAUCGAUAUGUUUUUGGGUACCUGACCUGACCGAGCAGCUGAUCCUAUUACUGCUGAUUGAUCAUCUUGCUCUCUGAGUGUGAAUGUGUGGGCUUGAGGUGUUUUUGAGGGACCAUAUGGCACAAUACCACACGUUAUAGGUCCCCUUUCUAUGAAUUAACAUGGACAAAGUGGUCAUCAGUCUCCUGCUUCUGGGAACCACAGUUACGAUGGUCCAUGCAUGUCCAAAAUACUGUGUCUGCCAGAACCUCUCAGAGUCUCUAGGGACUCUGUGCCCCUCAAAAGGCCUGCUCUUCGUUCCACCGGACAUCGACCGGCGAACUGUGGAGCUCCGGCUGGGCGGCAACUUCAUCCUCAAGAUCUCCACUCUGGACUUUGCCAACAUGUCAGGCCUGGUGGAUCUAACCUUGUCCCGCAACACCAUCAGCACCAUCCAGCCUUUCUCUUUCAUUGACCUGGAAACCCUGAGAUCCCUGCACCUGGACAGUAACCGGUUGACCGAGCUGGGACCGGAUGACCUUCGAGGGCUGAUCAACCUGCAGCACCUGAUCCUCAACAACAAUCAGCUAAGUCGGAUCUCCAAAGCAGCCUUUGAUGACUUGUUACUGACACUGGAGGAUUUGGAUUUGUCAUAUAAUAACUUGCGCAGUGUGCCUUGGGAAGCCAUCCGCAAGAUGGUCAACCUCCAUCAGAUGAGUCUGGAUCAUAAUCUCAUCUCCUUCAUUUCUGAGGGGACUUUUACAGAUCUGGAUAAACUGGCCCGUUUGGACCUCACCUCCAACCGUCUGCAGAAGCUCCCUCCGGACCCCAUCUUUGCGCGCUCCCAGAGCAGUGUUGUGAUGAGCACUCCUUACGCACCUCCGCUUUCUCUAAGCUUUGGUGGAAACCCAUUGCACUGCAACUGUGAGGUGCUUUGGCUUCGAAGGCUGGAACGUGAGGAUGACAUGGAAACCUGCGCUUCUCCCGCCAGUCUAAAGGGGCGCUACUUUUGGUCUGUUCGUGAGGAGGAGUUUGUUUGUGAGCCACCUUUGAUCACACAACAUACGCACAAGUUGCUUGUUCUGGAAGGCCAAACGGCUAGCUUGCGCUGCAAAGCUGUUGGCGACCCAAUGCCAACUGUUCAUUGGGUUGCUCCUGACGACCGUUUGAUCAGCAACUCCUCUCGAGCGACAGUAUAUGAAAAUGGCACCCUGGACAUAACAAUCACCACAUCCAAGGAUUACGGUACCUUUACUUGCAUAGCUGCUAAUGCUGCUGGGGAAUCUACAGCCUCCAUCGAGCUAUCAAUCAUUCAACUCCCCCAUUUGAGUAACGGUACAAAUCGUACCACGCAGCCCAAGUCUGGGCUAUCUGACAUAACUAGCUCUACCAAGAUCAGUAAAGGGGAGCCUAAACCUCCACCAGAGAAGGUGGUGUCUGUAUCAGAAGUGACCGCCGCCUCUGCUCUGGUCAAGUGGACUGUUAGCAAAUCAACUCCAAAAGUAAAAAUGUUUCAGCUUCAGUACAAUUGUUCAGAGGAUGAAGUCCUCAUUUACAGGAUGAUUCCUAUGACUAACAGAGCCUUUGUAGUCACAAAUCUUGUCCCAGGGAUGCAGUAUGACCUGUGCGUCUUGGCCAUCUGGGAUGACACUGCCACCACCCUCACUGCCACCAACAUUGUCGGCUGCGUCCAGUUCAUCACCACGGAGGACUACCCGCAGUGCCAGUCUCUUCACAGUGGAUUCCUGGGGGGCACCAUGAUCCUGGUGAUUGGCGGCAUCAUUGUGGCCACGCUGCUGGUGUUUAUCAUCAUCCUCAUGGUGCGCUAUAAGGUGACCAGUGGUAUCCAGGCUAAUAAAUUACCGACUGUUAGCAACACGUACUCGCAGACCAAUGGGGGAUUGAACAGGUUCAACGGCGCCCCGCCACAGGUCAAGUCUACGGUGGUGGUCAUGCGUGAGGAAAUGGUAGAGUUCAAAUGUGGCUCCCUCCAGAGCAGCCUCUCCUCAUCCUCCUCCUCUUCUAACUCAUUAGACAGCCAAACAGUUCGAGGGGCUGGCGACCGCUACAGCAUGCAGGGCAGUGAAUGCAGCACCCUUCCCAGCAGCAAAUUCAGGAGGCACGGGCACAGCGCCAAAGCACGGCCAAACCUGGACCACCUUUUAGGGGCCUUCACCUCGCUGGAGCUGCGAGGGGUAGCGAGGGACCACCAAGGGACUUCUGGCCCCUCCACCGCUUCCAACGCCAUGAUGACAGUGGCUAUGGCUCCCCCUUCUGAUAAAGAACCCCUGCUGGGAAGGGCCGAGUCCACCACCAUGCUGGGACGUCUCCUAGGGCUGCCCCAGGAGGGUAAGCCCAAGAGAAGCCACUCCUUUGACAUGGGUCACGUGGGGGCCGCACAGUGCCGCAGCAACUACCCUCGAAGGAUCAGUAACAUCUGGACUAAGCGCAGUCUGUCUGUGAACGGCAUGCUACUGCAGUAUGAUGACAGUGAGGACGAGAAGCCCACUUUUGAGAGCUCGGAGUGGGUGAUGGAGAGCACAGUUUGAGUGCAGCCGGUGUAACUGUGAGGUCCAUGGCCAAACUAUAAAUCUAUACUAGGAACUACAGGAAGAUGAGUGCAGAGGGAGGGACGCUCCAGCAGUAAUCCACCUUUGGGUAUUGCAUGAAGUUCAUCCAUGUGAAUACUGUCCAAGUAAUUAUGUGCAAAAAGACACUUGAAUCGAUAGAUUCCUGGCCAUGACCUCAACUCUCUGACAGUCUCUAACUGUAUUUGAAAAAAAAAACUGUUCCCAUUUGAAACAGCACAGCGUCGAGGAUUGUGCCGAUAUAUGGCCCAAAUGGAAUAAUUCCCGAUCCACAGGGUAUGUGAGAGUAUCUCCAAGGAAAAAGGAGGGGAAAGCAAGAUGAGAAAUUCAAAGUGGAUUUGCUACGUCUGUAUCAAAAGAACACCAAGAGGAUUUGCCUCGACUGUGGUGAACUGAAUGCGCAUCACAGUGUCGUGGAUCCUCAGCAUGAAAUGGGACUACUGCAACAGUAGGACCAGAGGAGCGAAUAGAAAAAUUAAAACAAAGUCAUUUUUAUUUUCAUCUGGUUUUUUCUAUCAUUUUUACUAUUUAUUAUUAUUUGAGGUGAAUCAUCAGCAGGCAGAGCUCUGUAAUGAGGUUGUAGUUGUCAGUGAUUAAACAUACACACACACACACACACACACACACACACACACAGUGUCCCUUCACACACACACACACACACACACACACAGCAAUUUCCCAUCUUUAGACAGCACUCCGAGUCAAAUUUCAAUCAGCCACAAACCGACAACAUGACAUAUUUUCAAAUAGCAAAUCCUAUUCUCUAGAACCAUUCUUCCCGUUCAUUCUCUGAACCACAACAAGCCAGUCUUGUAUUUCUACCUCAGGUUAUGUAUCGUAUGAGGUUAUUAUUCUAUGACAGUGAAUGGAAAUACAAAAAAAAUCCAAAAGUACCAGAUGAGUCACAAACACAAAAACAGCUUCAAAGAAUGAUUUUGUCUCCAGCCAACCAGAUUCAGUAAUGUUUCCAGCUCAGGUUGAAAUCCUGCCUCUCUGAACGCUUUGAUACCCCCCCCCCCCCCCCCAACUGGGUAGCACUGGCGACAGCGGUCCCUGUAGGCGAAGAGGCCAUUGAUGUAAACAGAGUGUUCUCUCAGGGUUUGGUUUCAGAUGCUAUCAGUACAUAUUACAGUAGUCAGACAUGAAUGGUCUUUGAAAUCCAUCAGGCCUCCUUUUAAUCGUUCGCUUAAACGCACAGCGGGACGUAUUAUUCAGCUAAUUCUCUUUAGGCAACACAAACAAGAGAGUACGACAAUUACUCAUUUAGCCAGGUUAAAUAGCAGAGUCCAAAUUGAUGUUUAUUAGCCUGAUAAAGGUCAUUAUGCUGCUUCAGGGAGGACAUUAAGUGGAGAAAAAGGGGGAGGAAGAUAACUUAUUAAGGGCCAAACGGCUGAAAACUCGAUUUGGUAACACAUACAUAACCGUGGUUGGUUUAUGUAUCGUUUGAAUUGAUUCAUCAGCACAAUCAUUUAUCUUUCAUCCUCUGUCAUACCGGGCUGUAAAAUACUAUAAAUUAGUGGCUGUUCAGAUUAGUGAUCAACCAAGACGUCCGCACACAUUUUGAUGCCUUUCUUAAUACCCUGUUGGUCUCUGCUGCAUUUGAAGAUGUGGGGUGUUCAUCAUGUUUUGUUUUGGUUUUUUUUAUUAUUAUUAUUAUUAUUAUUAUUGUUUUCUUCCCUAGGUGUACUGUUAUGUAUAUUGGCAUUUUUUUUGUACAAUAACUGGGUGAGAAUGUAAAAGCGGGAAAAAUCGUACAGUAGUACUUUUAUUUUCAUGUGAAGCAAACCGUGAGAAGGUGCUUUUCUGUGGUGUACCAACUUGGCCAUUGUUAGUUGGCUCACUGGGAGGGUAUUUUACAUGUUACAGCAGGUAGAAGGAAGCGGAUGACUUGUUGUUUUUAAAGGGUCAAUUCACCCAAAUUGAAAAAAAAAAAAAAGCAGAUUGUCCUUCUUACCUCUAGUUGUACCCACCAUGUAGAUGAUCUUGGUUUUCUUUGCUCUGGUUUUAAGAUGUCUGUCUAUGAGAUUUCUACCUUUUCCUUCAAUAUAGAGGGGUUAGGGUGUCCAAAAUCAUAAUCCAUCCAUCCAUCCUUCCAUCCAUUAUCUAUACUGCUUAUCCUUGUAAGGUUGCGGGGGUGGGGUGCGGGGCUAAAGCCAGUCCCAGCUCACAUUAGGCAGGGGUGGGGUACACCCUGAACAGGUUGCCAGUUACAUACAGAGACAAACAAUCAUACAUGCUCACAUUCACACCUAUGGGAACUUUAGAAUCGCCAAUUAACCGCAAUAUGAUAAUACGAUAUGACAAUAUUUUGUCAUAAUGUUUAUAUCAUAGUAGCUGUCCCUUUAAUAUAUCUGGCUGUAUUAGGUCCUGGGCAAUUUUGCAAAUCACCAAGGCAAUAUUGGAUAUUCAUAUGAUGUCUGCAUUAAUGCAGGUAAACACAUUAAAAGAUAAGGACGGCAAUAUUAUAUUCAUAUUAUAUAUUUUUCGAAUUGUCAACAAAUCCCAUGUAAAGACCAAUGAUUUGAUCUGAGUACCAAAUACUGUGUAUCCAGUCAAAACUCUCCACAACUUUGGGUAAUGGGAUAUUUUUCAAUGCAUCCAUCCACCUCCAUUAUGCUGGGGUGGAGGCGACAGUCUCAAAGACAGAUAUCUCAAAACCUGACCAAAUGAAACGAAAACGAUCGUGAUGUUAGAUUCCACCAGAGGUAAAUGAAAAAGAUCUGUUAUUUUUUUGUAAUUCGGGUGAACGGACCCUUUAACCUGUUGUUCUGCUCGUGGCAUCAUGUAAAGAACCUUUCUAGUCUGCUAACUGAGAAUGCCAUUUAAGUGUGUACUUGACUCGACAUAGUCAUGAUUCUCACCUGAGGUUCUAGGAGAAAACAAAAAAAAUAAAUAAAAACUGUUUCUGUGUGAAAAGAUUUUGCUACAAAAGAAUAUAAAAUAUUAAUUAAUUCCUAUGAACCAAA